Molecule: messenger RNA, 3096 nt
Organism: Pogona vitticeps (central bearded dragon)
Lineage: Eukaryota; Metazoa; Chordata; Lepidosauria; Squamata; Agamidae
Source: RefSeq, a predicted model, not a curated record
GAAGAGUUUGUGCUGGUGAUAAACGACAUGCCUGCUGAAGAUAAUCUCAAUCAAAGAAAAAAGAGGAAAGUAAUUGUUCUCUUCAUAAUUUCAAUAACAAUGGCUAGCAUGGCUGUUUUCCUUGCUUUUGUUCAGGAGGGCAGAGAUGUCUUAUUCGGUGGAACAAAAGAAAAUGCAGUUAGAAGAACUACACAGGAGGGAGCUUCCAUAACCAAAGGGCAAGCAAUCAAAGGGGAAAAAAGCCUUCUACAAAGAAGCAAAACAAUGGCUCCUGCACGCUUUUUGGCUUUUUCGAGAUACCUAGGAGAAGAGGCUCGGUCCGCCUCUCAAGCAGCUGAAAAAAUGGAAGCUUCAAUACAGGAAUUGAAAGAGAAAUUUCACCAGAGGCAUAAACGAUCCUUGCUUCAGAGCGAUCUGUUACCUUCUGAAGUUCUCACUAUGAUUUUCAAUAUAUCUGGAUGCCUGCCUUACAUGCUACCACCCAAGUGUCCGAACAAUUGUAUGACUAGGAAAUAUAGACAUAUCACUGGAGCCUGCAAUAACAGGGAACAUCCUCGGUGGGGAGCUUCCAACACAGCUCUGGCUAGAUGGCUCCCACCCACUUAUGAAGAUGGACUCAGCCAACCAAGAGGAUGGAACCCUGGUUUCCUCUAUAAUGGAUUCCCUUUGCCUUCGGUGCGUGAAGUGACAAGGAAAAUCAUUGAAGUGUCUAAUGAGGCUGUUACAGAAGACAAUCUGUAUUCUGAGAUGAUCACUGCAUGGGGUCAGUACAUAGAUCACGACCUGGCGUUCACACCACAAAGCAUCAGCCAACCUAACCUUGCAGGAGCAGCAGAUUGUCAACUGACUUGUGAAAACCGAAGUCCAUGUUUUCCAAUACAGGUUUUUGCCAAUGAUUCACUCUCCAUGAGCAGGGACUGCUUGCCGUUUUACCGCUCAUCCCCUGCGUGCACCACUGGUCACUAUGGAGUUUUGAUUGGAAACGUAUCAGCCUUAAAUCCAAGGCAACAGAUUAAUAGCCUAACCUCCUUCCUCGACGCAUCUACGGUUUAUGGCAGCACACCGGCAGCAGAGGCCAAACUGAGGAACCUGACAAGCAACGAAGGCCUCCUGAAAACAAAUGUGGAAUAUUUUGACACCGGUCGGGAAUACCUUCCUUUUGUUGAUCAGGUGCCUUCUCCCUGCAGUCAAGACCCUAAAGCACCCGAAGGAGAAAGAAUCGAAUGUUUUAUGGCCGGGGACACUAGGGCAAGUGAAGUUGUUUCAUUGGCAGCUAUGCACACCCUCUGGUUGCGAGAACACAAUCGCCUUGCCAAAGCCUUGAAGACCCUCAACCGGCACUGGAGUCCCGAGACGGUUUACCAAGAGGCUCGCAAAAUUGUUGGGGCUCUCCAUCAGAUUAUUACCAUGAGAGACUACAUCCCCAAAAUCAUUGGCCCAGAGGCUUUCGACCAAUACGUCGGUGCUUAUAAAGGCUACGAUCCCUCCGUCGAUCCCACAGUCACCAAUAUAUUCGCCACAGCAGCUUUUCGUUUUGCUCACGCUGCAAUUCAUCCUGUGAUAAAGAGGCUCAACACGGUGUACCGAGAGGACCCGAGUCUUCCCAAUCUUCUGCUGCAUGAAGUUUUUUUUACUCCCUGGAGACUCAUUAAAGAAGGUGGCUUAGAUCCUUUUUUGAGAGGAAUGCUGACAACUGCUGCAAAACUACAGUUACAAGACCAACUGAUGAACGAGGAAUUGACGAAGAGGCUUUUUGUGCUGUCUAACAAUGGUUCUCUGGACUUAGCAUCAUUAGAUUUACAACGGGGACGUGAUCACGGCCUUCCAGGUUACAAUGAGUGGCGAGAAUUCUGUGAUUUGCCCAGACUAAUGACAGAGAAUGAGCUGGGAACUGCGAUAGGAAACAGGAAGGUUGUCAGCAAGAUCAUGGAGCUGUACGGCAACCCCAACAACAUUGAUGUCUGGCUAGGGGGUAUAGGAGAAAACCUUCUUCCGAAUGCCAGAACAGGACCAUUAUUUGCAUGUAUAAUUGGAAAGCAAAUGAAAGCCCUAAGAGAUGGCGAUCGAUUUUGGUGGGAAAACAGUAAUGUUUUCACUGGCCCACAAAGGAAUGAACUCAAGAAAUACUCAUUAUCCAGAUUAAUCUGUGAUAACUCUGGCCUCAGUGAAGCACCCCUUGAAGCCUUCCUGCUUGGAAAAUUUCCUCAAAAUUUUGAACCUUGCAAAAAUAUACCCAGCAUUGAUUUAGGAGCUUGGCAGGAGACACUUCAACAAGAGUUGACUUGUGACUUCCCAGCACGAGUGGAGAAUGGUGACUUCAUCCAGUGCUCAGAGGCAGGAAAAUCUGUGGUGAUCUACUCGUGCCACCAGGGAUACAAACUAAUAGGACGAGAACAGUUAUCCUGUACAAACGGGAGGUGGAAUUCAACACCACCACGCUGUCAAGAUGUGGAUGAAUGUGAAAACAAAGCCGAUCCUCCAUGCCAUUCCUCUGCUGAAUGUGUGAACAGCAAAGGCACCUUCCUGUGUCUUUGCCGCAAUCCCUAUGAACUGGCAGAAGAUGGGAAAUCGUGCAGAGCUUCUGGGAAACUUUCCAAGGAUUCUCUGGUCUCCAUCAUUUUAGGUGUAAUUGUGGUCAGUUGUUUAGCCAUAUCAAGCUGGUUUGUGAUUUGCCGGUGGUGGUCUCACUCGCCUGGAGGCUUCAUUAAUUCACAUGUGUUAAACGGUGAAAGAAAUCCAUCUGCUGAAGUAGCUUGCAAAAACUCGCAUGAAAUGAAUGUGUCGCAAUCAAAUGAAGCAGGAAAACCAGUUGAUAAGGACCCUCCCAGUGGUCCUUGCCUUCGACUUUGCAUAUGAGCGAUUCCUAAACCUUGAAGAAGAUGCUGUCAGGCUAUGUUUUGCAACAGGAAGAAGCAGUGAACUUCAAUCAGAAGAACAACUCCCAUGAGCCCAACAUAUAUAUCUAUGCCAGCCCCCCUCUGUGCUUAGUGGUUAAAAAAUAUCCCACAACAUCUGUAGUCUUUCUUUGUUUAGAAAUGGUCAUUACGACCCUGUGUGAUUCAAUUUAUCAAUGUUAUAAAGGCAAUUUGCACAUGU